Molecule: messenger RNA, 1045 nt
Organism: Cucurbita maxima (winter squash)
Lineage: Eukaryota; Viridiplantae; Streptophyta; Magnoliopsida; Cucurbitales; Cucurbitaceae
Product: thioredoxin O2, mitochondrial-like
Exons: 6
Coding region: 79-648 (189 amino acids)
Source: RefSeq, a predicted model, not a curated record
AACUAAAUUUUCAUUUUGCAACAUAAAUAAACACAAUAGAGAAAAGAGAGCGACGCUCAAUUUCGGCGAAUCGGCGGAAUGGGAACAAAUAUCAUCGCUCAGUGGCGUCUACUCCGGCGAGCUCUCGACCACGGCCGAUGGCUAGGUCCAUGUUAUCGCAAUUAUUCCAUUUUCAGUCGCUCUGAAAUACUCCUUGGAAGUUCGUCAUCAUCUUCCUUUUCAGCCGCUCCCUCCCAUCGCAGUGCGCCGGACUUUCAGUCCCCCACCCUACCUUUUCAGCACUGUCGACCUCUAUGCUCAGCGUCAGAUCCUUCGAAUAUUAUCAUGAUAAAGUCUGAAGAUCAAUUCAAGAAGUCACUUGGGAAAGCACAAGAUGAAGCUUUUCCGGCAAUUUUCUACUUCACAGCUGCCUGGUGUGGUCCUUGCAGAUUGUUAUCCCCUGUAAUCAAAGAAUUGAGUAAGAACCAUCCGCAGGUGACAACAUAUAAAAUUGACAUUGAUCAGGAGGGACUCGAAAGAGCUUUGAAUGACUUAAAUAUUACCUCUGUGCCAACACUUCAUUUCUUUCAGAGUGGCAAAAAGGCAGGGGAGAUUAUCGGUGCUGAUGUUGCAGGCAUAAAAAAUAUCAUGGAGAAGCUUUACAAAUGACCUCCUCACGCAUUUUGGUGGUUCAUCUCUUUUCAAGCAGGUUUACCAUUUGACACGUUGACUCUCUAGCCAUGCCUGCUUAUCUAGUUUUAAUAAUGAAAUUUGAUACCCAGCAGACUGUAAUGAAUGUAAUGUAGUUGUAACCAGAUCGAUCUGUCGCUUCAUGUGACGAUUGGCAGAUGGGAAUCAUCCUUAUACGGAAUUCGCCUUUAGUAGCACUGGCAUAAGGAGUGUUUGAACCUCUGACUUGAACUUGAAGGAAAGGAAUAUUUUUCAAUUUGUAGUUAUUUAAAGUACAUUUAAGAGUCAAUAAUUGAGGUGCCAACUUAGGGCUGUUGAGUGUUUGUGUUUGUAGAUUUAAAUUUUAUUUUUAAAAAGGAAAAACUAUUUAUUUUCA